Molecule: messenger RNA, 564 nt
Organism: Lecanosticta acicola
Lineage: Eukaryota; Fungi; Ascomycota; Dothideomycetes; Mycosphaerellales; Mycosphaerellaceae
Source: the annotation of a GenBank genome assembly
AUGGGUUCCGUCGAAGCACCGAUUUCAAGCCGCAAGGCUCUGCCACCCUUACUCUCACCGACUCCCACUCCAAGAGAGGCCAUUGCUGACACGUUGGCUCGCUUCUGCAUGGGUAUGGACACCAACGACGUUGAGCUCUUCGACUCUGCGUUCACUGCAGACGCCUUCUGGGACCUGAGUGGCAAGAAAGUCUCUGGGUUGGAAAACAUUCACAAGGAAUGCUACUUCCACAACAUCGUCAAACUCGAUACCACACACAUGGUCAGCAACCUCCGCAUCGACAUCUCUCCAUCGGGGAACGCGGCACAACUGACCUGCCUCUUUGUUGCAUGGCACUGGCCGCUCGGUACUGGAAUGCACGUCGACUCGCACCGCUUCACAUCAGGCGGCAAUUACUUUUUUGAUGUUGUGAAGGAUGGUAGCUCGGGUCUGUGGAAGUUCACCAGAUUCGCGAUGACGAAGCAGUGGUCGGAGGGUGACAUUGCAGUGAUGGGCCAUAAGAAGCCAACGGAGAUGUUGAAAGUCGAGAUGAACAGCACGGCGCCCGUCGGAGAAACUUCCUAG